AUGUACUCAAAAGACGCUUAUAAAGCUCAAAAGAAAAUGAUGGAACACCAAAUGGAUAUGCAAAAAGAUGCUAUGAAAUAUGCAGCUAAAACCGGUGGAGUAUAUGGUUGUCCACCACCAAUGGGAGGUUAUCCACCACAGCCAAUGGGAGCAUACCCACCACCUAUGGGAGCAUAUCCACCACAACCAAUGGGAGGUUAUCCACAACAACCAAUGGGAGCAUAUCCACCACCAAUGGGAGGAUGUCCACCACCUAUGGGAGCAUAUCCACCACCAAUGGGAGGAAUGCCAGGUCCUGGAGGAUAUCCAAUGGGAGGAUUUUAA
Entamoeba nuttalli P19 is the source of this 324-nucleotide messenger RNA. RefSeq lists its product as hypothetical. The record is from RefSeq and is a predicted model, not a curated record. Bases 1 to 324 code for a protein of 107 amino acids. The transcript has a single exon. Lineage: Eukaryota; Evosea; Mastigamoebida; Endamoebidae.